Molecule: messenger RNA, 325 nt
Organism: Dermatophagoides farinae (American house dust mite)
Lineage: Eukaryota; Metazoa; Arthropoda; Arachnida; Sarcoptiformes; Pyroglyphidae
Source: RefSeq, a predicted model, not a curated record
CAACAGAAAAAUGGGUAGUAAUUCAAAAAAGAAACAUAAAAAACAUAAGAAUAAAGAUCGUGAUCGAGAAUCAUCGAAAAAAUCAUCAUCAUCGUUAUCACAUCAUCGAAGAUCAUCAUCAAUAGAAAUGAUGACCAUACAACCACCACCACUACCACCAUCAACAUCAUCUUCAUCAAUAAUAAAUGCAGAUCUUCAUUUAUCAUAUGGUCAUGGUGAAGAUUUAGGCAAUAAUUCUAAUAAACAAUCAAUCAUUAAUAAUGAUAAUAAUGAUUUGGAACAACAACAAUUGGAAUGUGUGAAUAAUAAUAGCCAUCAUUAUUGA